Sphaeroforma arctica JP610 is the source of this 622-nucleotide messenger RNA. RefSeq lists its product as hypothetical. The annotation marks the transcript as partial. The transcript is spliced from 4 exons. The record is from RefSeq and is a predicted model, not a curated record. Lineage: Eukaryota; Ichthyosporea; Ichthyophonida.
AUGAGAGGGCAAUGUGACAUAUUACAAGCACAGCUGGAAGAACAGAGCAAGCACCACCAGAACGACAUGGAGACGUUGAGAUUCAACAGCGAGGUAAUCUCUCAGCAGUGGACCACCCAGGCAGCAGAGGCUAUCAAAGGACAGGAUUUGCAUAUCGAGAGAGUGCACGAGUUGGUAAAUGAAACCGUCGAACAACUCCAUACGAUAGAAACAGAAGCAAUACAACAGAGAGACACUACAAUCGAUGGGCUAGUCAAGCAGGUCAGAUCUGAAUCAUCGUUUGCGAACAUGGUGAAGCAUCUGAUCCUUGCGUUAUUCGUGGCUGUGGCAGUGGGAAUGUAUGUUCAAAACGCAUCUCAACUUGUCAAGUGCGAACAGAAGGACCAGGCGGUCUAUCAAUGUCAAGCUCAAGCCUUGACUCAUAACAAGACAUUAAGGUAUCUCCACCAACACUGUGACGCCGAAAGUAAGAACUACGAAUACAGGCUGGCCACAACACAGCAAAAUGUAACAAUGCUGCUGAUGCAAAAGGACAUGCAAUGUGAUGAAAGGCUUCAGCAGGUGGCACCGCAUGAGAAACAACUCAUAACAAUGACCAGCAACUACAAGCGGACAUUGAGGU